Messenger RNA from Ilex paraguariensis (yerba mate), 1065 nucleotides. NCBI's taxonomy places the organism in Eukaryota, Viridiplantae, Streptophyta, Magnoliopsida, Aquifoliales, Aquifoliaceae. The record is from the annotation of a GenBank genome assembly.
AUGCCAGAAAUUGAGUCAAGCAGCAAUCAGGGCGCGGUUGGGAAAAGGAUCAUUCAAUCAGGAGGAAACAGUGAAGUGAUCCUUCCUGCAACGGUGCCUGAGGUACAGGCUGAAAUCAACGGUCCUGAUGAGUGGAUAAUCUCGGUAAUGAAAGACGGUGACCGUAAGAGCGAAGCCAUUCGAUUCGAACAGAGAAAGUUACAGAAGGUUAUACAAGAACUAAGAAAUAAAAAGGAGCUUGAAGGAUGUUUUGAUUUAAGAGUUGUUUCGAUUGGCCCCUAUCACCGUGGAAAGCCUGAGCUCGUAGAUGCGGAAGAGUUGAACACUAUGUUCGCAUUCUACUUCAUUAAAGAAAGUGGCCUUGAUUCCGAAGUGUUCUAUAACAAAUUCUUAGAGUUGGUUGGGGAAGCUAAGGGCUACUACCUUGAUGGCUCAACAGAUGACUAUGAUGAUGAUGAUUAUGGGAAAGACCAAAAUGAUCCUAAUAUGGUCGUUCGUCACUCCUUCGGUUCAGCAACAGAACUUAAAGCAAAAGGAAUACAUUUCAAGUCUAGCGGUACAUUUUGUCUAACAGACAUCAGCUUCACUUCGUCCUUUGGCUAUGGACAGUUGACACUUCCUCCUAUGGUACGUAAGGCGCACUCCAAGUUCCUCUUCUUGAACAUGAUUGCAUAUGAAAUGGCUCCUAACACAGAUACUGACCUUGAGGUUAACAGUUACAUUUAUUUCCUGAAUUUACUCAAUAGUGGAGCCGACGACGUUAUUGAGCUGCGAUCUCAUAACAUAAUUUCUAACUCCCGUGAUUCCAAUGAGGGAGUUGCAAAAUUCUUCAACACUAUGACUUCUGCUGUCUCACAAGCCAAUUUUUUUAUCCUUGAUGACGUUUGUAAUCGAAUUGAAGAGCACUUCACUAGCAAGGCAAAAACUUGGAUGGCUCAACUCCUGCAUGAUCAUUUCAGUUCUCCGUGGACUACUGUGGCUUUUUUAGCCGCAAUGUUUCUUUUUAUCUUAACCUUCACCCAAACCUACUUCCAAGUUUUUCCUCGCUCUACAAACCAAAAGUAA